This is a messenger RNA of Apiotrichum porosum, 2031 nucleotides long. RefSeq lists its product as uncharacterized. The record is from RefSeq and is a predicted model, not a curated record. Gene Ontology annotation, biological process: positive regulation of gene expression. The coding region runs from base 1 to 2031 and encodes 676 amino acids. NCBI's taxonomy places the organism in Eukaryota, Fungi, Basidiomycota, Tremellomycetes, Trichosporonales, Trichosporonaceae. The transcript is spliced from 3 exons.
AUGGGUAAAGACGAAAAGGAGCUCGAGGGAGGCUUCGACUCGACGCCGCUCGUCCCCACCGCGGGCACGACGUACGUCGUCCGCAUCACGUUCAUUGCCGCCCACCACCUGCCGCCAGGCGACCAGGCGUCGGGGUCCGCGGACGCGUUCGUGCUCGCGCAGGUCAACUCGUCCGUGGCCACGCGGCACAAGCACGACCCGCACAUCCGGUUCCGCACGCCCACGGCACACCGCACGCUCGAGCCCAGGUGGAACACGGCGUGGGUGCUCGCGGGCGUGCCGGCGAGCGGGUUUGAGCUCAAGGCCCGCGUCUACGACGAGGACACGGGCACGCAGGACGACCGUCUGGGCACGGCAUACAUCACCACCGGGCCGUUGAAGGAGGGCUGGUCGCUCGGUGGCAACCGUGUCACCGCCGUCGGUGCCGUUGGUGCUGGCGACGGCGGCGGCGGCCAUCGCAACAGCCUCCAUGGCGAUAGCCUCCGUGGCGACCAGGGCGGCGCUGAUGGCCAGCUGGCUGGCGAGCUGGUCGAGCUGCAGAAGCGCGGGGCGAGCUGGCGUGCGCUGGCUGCCAAGUCGUGCUGUGGGGCGUUUAGCAAGCACGCCCGCGGCGACGCGACGCUGCGCAUCGCCAUCGAGGUGCUGGGCCCCACCGAGGACGAGUGUGGCAAGCUCUACACCGUCAAUAGCUGUUGGUACAUCCACUACUCGCCACUCAUCGGCCGCAUGGUCGGCACCACGACGAGACGGGACGGCGACGAAACGGCAAACUUCCAAGCAAACGAAAUGCAGCUGGUCGGGCCCGUCCCCAACGAGCUGUACCACCGUUUCGUCGACUUUUCGUUCUUUGUCAACCGCAUGUUCCAGCCCAAAGGCGCCCGCGGACACGUCCUGCACGCCGCCCUCCAUCGCCAGCACUGCCAGAUAUACCACUUUGACGAGGCGACAGAGUACGGCACGCUCCCUGGCCCCGGACGCGACAUGGCCCGUCGCUUCCUCGACAUGGCGCACUGGGGCGAAGGCGACCGCAUCUUUACGUACAUUAUCAACCUCGACGGCCUCAUGCGGUUCACCGAGACGGGCAAGGAGUUUGCCAUCGACCUGCUCAGCAAGCACACCAUGCACUCGGACGUGAACGUCUACAUUGCCAUCUCUGGCGAGUUCUUUGUGCGCAAGUACGAGCCCGGACAGCAGAGCGACGGCGGCGGCGGCAGCGCCAACGGCGAGAUUGAUACCGCGGCGCCAUCCCACAGCCUCCUCCGUGAGCGCAAUGACGGCGGGCAAGACCAGGCGCACGUCGACGAGAGCCGGGAUUCACAAGCGACAGCGGCCGAAGCCACGGCUGCAAGCAGCGCCCAUGUAGCCCCAGACACCUCUGUGCCGAUUGGCACCGACGUCAAUGUCGGGGGCAAGGGCGAGGCGAGCUCAAACUCCAACUCAAAGUCGAAGCCUGCCAGGCGGACGCCGAUCCAGCCCGCACGUCCCAAGCUCGUGACGGCCCUGCACGGCGCCGAGGACGACCGUCCGCUCGAGCCAGAGGCGUACGAGCUCGUCAUCGACAACGACUCGGGCACGUACCGGCCCAACAAGAAGGUGCUGCCGCUGUUCGAGCGCUUCCUCGCUGCCCAGUUCCCAGGGCUGCACAUCAAGACCAUGUCCAGCGACGACGACCACUUGCAGGCCAUGAAGAAGGAGCGGCGCAAGCGCAAGGCCGAGCGCAACCAGGGUCGCGUGUACGCCGCGUCCGCGGGCGACCUCAGCUCCAUCGAGAGCUCGCGCGCGUCCAGUCCCGACGGCAGCGACGACGGCGACGACGGCGGCCGCAACUACCUCCGCGGGACCCGGGAGAAGGGCUUGGACUUUAUGACCGACCCCAAGGGCGCCGUUGGGGACAAGUGGCACGGGUCAAAGGUCCACGGCGCAAUCCACAGCGACCACCACCACGGGAACCACGGGAACCAUGGGACCCAUGCCGAUGCGGGGGCCGGGGGCAGCGAGCUCGAGCCCGUGAAUGAAAAGGCCGAAAACUAG